GGCAAAUAUAAAAAAGUGGACGGUCGGCUAUGAGGAAAAAGAGAAAAUCACACCGGUCGUCGCGUCAGCGUCAUCGUUGGUGUCAGUCCCCCCCUCCAUGGAUAUCGUUCUAUACCUCGCCGACGAGUACGUUCUCGACAGUGUCUGGGCUCAUCUUGUCCCACCUCAUGGCUCUGUCAUGCCAUCAUCGUCAAGGUUUCAACAGCUCUCUUCUAAUUUCACAACUAUAGCAUCGUCUCCACAGUCGGCAUGGCCCCGAGAUUAUUUCUUUAGGCAAAUACUCUCAUUGAGUGUCAUAACAUUGAUCGGCAUCCACCUAUUAUACUUCGUCUUCGCCGGUCUUUCAUACAAAUUCAUAUUCAACCACGACAUGAUGCGACAUCCACGGUUUUUACAAAAUCAAAUCAAGCUCGAGAUACAAACAAGUUUAAAAGCAUUCCCCAUGAUGACCCUCCUAACCCUUCCGUGGUUUCAAGCGGAGGUCAUGGGCUACUCUAGACUCUACGACAACGUCGACCAAUACGGCUGGACCUAUCUCGUCUUGUCUGUACCCUUCUUUCUUCUCUUCACAGACUAUGCCAUCUACUGGGUACAUCGUAUUCUGCAUCACCCCAGCAUUUACAAGACAUUCCAUAAACCACAUCAUAAGUGGAUAAUACCAACACCAUUCGCAUCCCACGCAUUCCACCCGGUAGAUGGUUACCUCCAGUCUGUACCGUACCACCUCUUCAUUUUCUUGUUCCCUCUCCACCGGUAUCUGUACCUUGGCCUCUUUGUUUUCGUCAACUUCUGGAGCAUACUUAUCCACGACUCCGAUAUGAUAACCGGACAUCCGCUUGAGUCCGUCAUUAAUGGACCUGCACAUCACACUCUGCAUCACCUUUACUUUACCGUCAACUACGGUCAGUACUUCACAUGGGCAGACCGUGUCGGCGGAUCAUAUCGCCAACCAGAAUCGUCUCUCGACCCAUUACUCGAGGUGAAGAAAGCAUCAUGACCACACUUUGUCCUACCUAGGGACGUACUUGACGCGUUCCAUAAUGUUAGUAAUCAUUAUAGUUUCAAUAUAUUGGGCUGUGAGAUGUACGUGGCGA
Molecule: messenger RNA, 1094 nt
Organism: Pisolithus orientalis
Lineage: Eukaryota; Fungi; Basidiomycota; Agaricomycetes; Boletales; Pisolithaceae
Product: C5-sterol desaturase
Exons: 6
Coding region: 98-997 (299 amino acids)
Biological process (GO): lipid biosynthetic process
Molecular function (GO): oxidoreductase activity; iron ion binding
Source: RefSeq, a predicted model, not a curated record